Amphibalanus amphitrite is the source of this 2382-nucleotide messenger RNA. RefSeq names its product multiple epidermal growth factor-like domains protein 6. The record is from RefSeq and is a predicted model, not a curated record. The transcript has 2 exons. The coding region runs from base 477 to 1958 and encodes 493 amino acids. Lineage: Eukaryota; Metazoa; Arthropoda; Thecostraca; Balanomorpha; Balanidae.
ACUUUCUCUCUCGGUGGCUGCCGCCGCGGCCGGCGCCGGGUGCAGGCAGUCGGGCUGGGACGGGGACUGUGGUCGGACUAGCCAGGCUGGGCCGGUGACGGUGUCUGGAACGCUGUGGGGUGUCCACUGACUCCUCCCAGUACCGCAGGGGUGUGUGCUGCCCCCCGCCAGUGGAGCAGGACAGCAGGAAGGAGAGGACGGCGUCACAACGGUGGUGACUGGUCGGAGAAGAUGUACUUUGGAGCACUCACGGCGAGAUAUUGGACUCGUUUUAUGUCCAUCGGUAUCUUCCAAUGAAGACUUACAAUCUAGUGUAGAUUAAAUGAAAAAGAUAUCGCUAAUAAAGACCAACAACUUAGUGUGAGUUACGUCAAUGAAGUGGACUAAUCUUUCAGCGCAUCGAAGACGAAAACAUUACCAAAAUUACAUUUUCUACUACAAUAGUUGAAGAACAUCUAUCUGGAAAGGGCUGGCCGAUGCGUGCCUCGGCGACACGUCAGCGGCGGUGGCGGAGCGGCGGUUGGGCGGGGGCGGCUCUGCUGCUGGUCUGUCUGGCCGCCCCCGCCCCCGCCCAGGCCGGCUCCGUCAUCGCGCCGCCCUGGGUGGACGCCGCCCUGAACCCCUGCUCCUCAGAGAGCUGGCAGCUGGUGCGGUGGCCGGCCGACGGCCGCUGCUACCCCAUCUUCCAGCAGGGGCCGUGUCCGGCCAGCCAGGAGCUGGUGUGGGACUCUGACGCCGGCCGGGCCGCAUGCCGCUGUCCUGACGGCUUCCUGCUGCACGGGCCCACCCAGCGGUGCUACCGGCGCCACACGCGCGGACCGUGCCCGCUGCGUCACUCGCUGCAGGUGGACGCGGCCAGUGGAGAGGCACGCUGCCGCCGCCACGGCAAGUGUCCCCCGGGAGAGUUGUUCUGGCCACCGGACGGCCAGUGCUACCGCUACCUGAGCCGCGGCCCGUGCGGCAAGGGCGAGCUACUGACGGUCAGCCACGCCACGCUGGAACCUCAGUGCGGCUGCAGCCGGAGACUGAUGGCACGCAGCUACUGGCCGCAUACAGACUCGUGCUAUCAACAAUACACCCGCGGCCCCUGUCCGCGUGGACUCGUGUUUGCAUUCAACGCCACCCGUCGACGCACGGAGUGUCACUGCCACGCCGGUCUCACGCGCAACUUUGACCCCAGCUCGGGGCAGUGUUUUGCGUUGGGCGAGCGCGGCCCCUGCCCGGUGGGGAACGAGUUCGUGUUCAAUAACGUGACUGCCCGGCCCGAGUGUCGAUGUCCGGACGACAGUCUGGUGCUGGCGGACAGCGGCGCCUGCUACCGAGCCUUCUCGCAGGGCCCGUGCGGCGACGGGCGGUUCGUGGCCCCGCGACCCGAGGCGCCGCACCAGGGAGUCUGUGUGCGCAACCCGUGCCGUCCCGGAGAGCUUUACUUUCCGUCUGACAAGUUUUGUCACCGGAUCGGUGGACAGGGCCCGUGCCCGCUAGGACAGCUCGUGCACUACGAACAGUUCCGUGGCAUCAGCUACCGCGGUGCCUGCGGCUGUGCCGAGCACUUCGAACAAAACUUCUGGCCUGAGGACGGUCAGUGCUACGAGCUGCAAACGCGCGGCCCCUGUCCACCUAACUUUACAUUCCGCUUCGACGCCGACCGGAGACGCACAGAAUGUGUGUGUGACCCGGAGCUGGGGCGGCUCCUGGAGGCCGACUCUGGCCGCUGUGAGCAGGUGGUGUCCGCCGCGCCGCUGCCGUGUCCGGUCGGACACGCGGACACGCGCGGCUGCCGGUGUCCGCCCGGGCUGCAGGCCGACCCGCGGACAGGCCAAUGUGUCUCACCGCUGGAACGGGGAGGCCUGAGGAGCCGCCGCAGACUCACACGGUCACGUGACCACACAGAGACGGCGGACACAACGGAAGGUGACAGUCACGUGACUGGAACGAAAGUGAUAUCACCGCGGUGACAGAGUGAUAAGUGACAGAACGUGAUGACAAAACCGUACAUUUGCCAGCGGUGACGAUUGAAUCAUCAUCAGCUGCGAUAUACCUAAUACGGGCAUGUUGCGUAUAGGGAUAAAAUAGUAUUAAUUAUCCUCAUAGCAAAAUAUGUCAACUGCACAGCUCCAUUCGCCACCAACGCAGCAUCGAUCUAUGUAGUUAGCUUGGAACAUCCAUGUUGUAAAAUAUUUCAUCGAAUGCAGUGCGUAAUUGAUUGUGGCUUAUAAUCACAUCCAAUGGUACCCAUGUGUUUGGGAAAAGCGUAUCUUCCUAUUUGUGAAGUUCUGCCACCGGAUCGGCUGCCGUGAUCAUAAUCACAAAGCUGAUCUAAUGUGAAAGCAAUUAUCAUAAAUAUAUAUAACCAAACGUAUGAGUCUAAAAACCGAAAAA